UCAUUUUUUUCAGAAAAUGUCCGGAUUAAAGAUGUUGUUGCCGAGGAUGAGAGGAUUAGUUAGCGCUCAUAAACCUCUCGUUCUACCUUCUAAAUCCUUACAUCAGGAGCCCAACAUGAACCUGAUUCCUAUUGUGAUAGAACAGACAGGCAGAGGAGAAAGAUCUUACGAUAUAUAUUCAAGACUUCUUAAGGAUCGAAUAAUUUGUUUGAUGGGUCCUGUCAACGAUUAUGCUUCAAGUAUAGUAGUUGCUCAACUUCUUUUCCUGCAGUCAGAGAGCUCUAAGAAACCUAUACAUAUGUAUAUAAACUCUCCUGGUGGAAGUGUAACUGCAGGGCUGGCAAUAUACGACACAAUGCAGUAUGUUCUACCUCCUAUAUCUACCUGGUGUGUAGGUCAAGCCUGUAGUAUGGGUAGUCUACUCCUAGCUGCAGGAACACAUGGCAUGAGACAUUCUCUUCCCAAUUCUAGAAUUAUGGUUCAUCAGCCCAGUGGAGGAGCACAGGGGCAGGCCACUGAUAUUCUAAUACAAGCCGAAGAGAUUACAAAUCUGAAGAGACAGUUAAACAAUAUUUAUGUAAAACAUACAGGACAAACCUACGAUAUGAUUGAAUCUUCAUUAGAACGAGACAAAUUCAUGAAUCCUCAGCAAGCCUUAGAGUUUGGUCUUAUAGAUAAAAUUUUGGAGCACCCGCCUAAGGGUGGAGAGGAGAUAGAGAGGAAAUGAAAGGGCUGAAAUGUGUGCACAGUAUACUGUCAAUUUUUUCUUGUAUGUAUACUGAACAGUGUAUUGUAUUUUCUAUGUACCAUGUACACUAAAUUGUAUGAUAAACAUGUUAUGUUGAUUUGUUUGUAUACUACGAAAUAAACGCCGUUCUAUUACG
Messenger RNA from Eurytemora carolleeae, 884 nucleotides. It is a transcript of the gene ClpP, whose product is annotated as ATP-dependent Clp protease proteolytic subunit, mitochondrial. Gene Ontology annotation, cellular component: endopeptidase Clp complex. Gene Ontology annotation, molecular function: ATP-dependent peptidase activity; serine-type endopeptidase activity; ATPase binding. Gene Ontology annotation, biological process: protein quality control for misfolded or incompletely synthesized proteins. The coding region runs from base 17 to 727 and encodes 236 amino acids. The record is from RefSeq and is a predicted model, not a curated record. The transcript has 9 exons. NCBI's taxonomy places the organism in Eukaryota, Metazoa, Arthropoda, Copepoda, Calanoida, Temoridae.